AUGGAACAUAAUGUGUCUAACACGAAUGAGGUGAAAUACAGAGGUGUAAGGAAGCGUCCAUGGGGGAAAUACGCGGCAGAGAUACGAGACUCGGCUAGACACGGUGCUCGUGUCUGGCUCGGAACGUUUAACACUGCGGAAGACGCGGCUAGGGCCUAUGAUAGAGCUGCUUUUUCUAUGAGAGGUCACAAGGCCAUUCUAAAUUUCCCUCAUGAAUACCCAAUGACGACGGAAGGUCCAAGUGGUGGUGGUGGCGGAGAGAAUGCGGUGGCUUCUUCUUCGUCGUCAGGGUUUAGUGGAAGAGACGGUGGUGGUGUGAAGGAAGUCAUUGAGUUUGAGUAUUUAGACGAUAGUUUGUUGGAAGAGCUUCUAGAAUGUGGUGAGAGUUAUAAACAGGACGACCAGAAUGACGCAAACCAUUAAUUAUAGUUUUUCCUUAGAUUCUAUAGAUUUUUUUUUAUGUUCGACGAACGAGAGUACUAAUCAAUCAUGCUUUUGUCCUUAAUCAAGGAAGGUUUUCUUUUCUAUGUCACUUUUUCGCGGGAAAUUUUUAAAUUACUAUUUGUCAAAUGUUACUUGAUAUAUGCUUUUGUUUUAUUGUUGGUCUAAAAUAGACUCGGC
Molecule: messenger RNA, 621 nt
Organism: Eruca vesicaria subsp. sativa (arugula)
Lineage: Eukaryota; Viridiplantae; Streptophyta; Magnoliopsida; Brassicales; Brassicaceae
Source: the annotation of a GenBank genome assembly